ACUGACUAUACCGCUAAUUGUCAAUGGCGCGAUGACGCGACGCCGUACAAAUGGCGGGCGAGGAAACAGCUGUUUAUGUCACCGUCGACUCGACAUCUAGCGGAGCGCGGGCGCGAUCGGGCACGCGUCGGCGACGACGUCGACGUAGAGUACGUCGCGGAGAGGAGACUCGUAGACGAGGAAUAAGGAGGAGGACCGAGACGGCAGUGCUCAUCGGCGAACCGUCCAGGAGGAACAUGGCCGCCAGUUGCUGCGGCGCGAAGAAGCAGAGGGUGGGUGGCGGCGGCGCGGCACCGAGCCUGUCAUCGUGCGAUGGCACCGUCAUACGUCACGGCGUGCCUCGUCCGAGGAAGCCCAUGUCAAUCGCCCAACCGGAGAUGGGCUUCUUCUGCUUCGACGUGCUCUAUUGUCAGCUGCAUCAAUUGGACCCGCCGAAGGCGCCCAAUUUCAGCAACGAAACGUUCCCAUUAUUUGUGACAUGGACAAUAGGAAAAGAUAUGAGAUUACGAGGUUGUAUCGGUACUUUUAAUGCGAUGCAAUUACAUGCUGGCCUACGUGAAUAUGCUACAACUAGCGCAUUCAAAGACUCCCGAUUUAAUCCCAUAACUCAAGACGAGUUGCCACGAUUGCACGUAAGCGUGUCGAUUUUGCGGCACUUUGAAGACGGAAUUGAUUAUUUAGAUUGGGAAGUAGGCGUACAUGGAAUUCGUAUAGAGUUUCACAAUGAAAAGGGUAAUAAGCGAACGGCUACUUACUUGCCCAGCGUAGCUAUGGAGCAAGGAUGGGACCAGAUACAAACAAUAGAUUCUCUACUACAUAAAGGUGGCUUUAAAGGUCUAGUCACACCCGAUAUCCGUCGUAGCCUGAAACUGACUCGUUAUCAGAGUGAGGAAGUCACCGUGAGCUAUCAAGAUUACAUGACUCAUUUCAAUUCGUCUCAUUCACAAAAUGAUAAUAUUCGGUAUAAUUCCUUCGUAUCAGAUCGGCAAAACUCGCAGAUUAUGACACAGCCUAAUCGUUCGACGUUUAUACAUCCGUUGCCCCUACCUCCAAUUUCCCCAGUUAUACCGAUACGCAAUAGUACACCCUUCUGGUGGGAUAACGCAGGUCCGUCCUAUCCACCUGCACCACUUUAUGUUCGAUCACCACAUCGCUUUUCAAUGCAGGAAAACGGGGAACGCGGGGUACGUAAACGAAAAAGAAACAUGGCUGCUGGCUGUUGCGGUACGAAAAAGCAAAAGCUCAACAACAAUUCCACGGGCGCGCCAUGCAACGGUACAACGGUACUGUCGAACGGUACGCGUAUACGUAAUACGCUGAUUGUGCAGCCCGAGAUGGGCUUCUACUGCUUCGAUGUCCUCUACUGCCAACUGCACCAACUCGACCCACCAAAAUCGCCCAACUUCAGCAACGAAGCAUUUCCCCUGUUUGUGACGUGGACUAUUGGCAAAGAUAUGCGACUACGUGGCUGCAUUGGUACAUUCAAUGCUAUGCAUUUGCACGCAGGACUUAGGGAAUAUGCUACUACUAGUGCUUUCAAAGAUUCACGAUUCAAUCCUAUAACACGAGAGGAACUUCCACGCUUACAUGUGAGCGUUUCUAUCCUGCGGCAUUUUGAAGAUGGUGUGGAUUACUUAGAUUGGGAGAUAGGAGUGCAUGGAAUUCGCAUAGAGUUUCAUAAUGAAAAGGGCAAUAAAAGAACUGCUACUUACUUACCUGAUGUUGCAACUGAACAAGGUUGGGACCAGGUUCAAACAAUAGAUUCGCUAUUACAUAAGGGUGGUUAUAAGGGCUUAGUGACACCAGAUAUUAGACGCAGUGUGAAACUGACUCGAUACCAGAGUGAGAAGAUUACUGUAAGCUAUCAAGAUUACAUGACACAUUGGCACAAUCGAAGAUGCUAGCAGCUGGCUUGGGGUCCUAUUCAAGGGCCCCUACCUUGUCAAACUGCUGGCACAUUUUGUUACAAAAAUACUGCUGACACAGUUAACGCAUCUUACCCACAAUACAAUACCACUCAAUACAAUUCCUUCAUGGCCAAUCAGCAACAUACAUUAGUUAUGGUUCAGCCGAAUCACCCCACGUUCAUGCACACACUUCCAAUGCCACCACUUCCUUCAGUUGUGGUACCUAUGCAGAAUUAUCCACCUUUUUAAUGGAAUUAUGUGUAUUGCAUCCUUCAGUGUACUAUUGUUAUUCUUUGAAAAAACUUUUGUAAGGUAAAAAAAUAAAUUAAAUGCAUAAAAAUUAA
Molecule: messenger RNA, 2251 nt
Organism: Nylanderia fulva
Lineage: Eukaryota; Metazoa; Arthropoda; Insecta; Hymenoptera; Formicidae
Source: RefSeq, a predicted model, not a curated record